Molecule: messenger RNA, 348 nt
Organism: Knipowitschia caucasica
Lineage: Eukaryota; Metazoa; Chordata; Actinopteri; Gobiiformes; Gobiidae
Source: the annotation of a GenBank genome assembly
AUGUCAAAACUUCUACUUCCGUUACAACCAAAUAAAGGAAAGUUGGCGAACACUUUGACCGAGCAGCAGUGGUGCCCUUCAUGCUGUCUGACCAAUGAGAGCCAGUGGGUCUUCAGAGUCCCUGUCUAUGGUCCAUUUGGUGUUGGGCCACGGAGCGCCACCUCCCUGGGGACCUCCCUGGAGACGGCUGGACCUCUCUGUCUGGCCCCCACCCCGGCAUCAGUGGGCGUCAGCGUGCCACCCAAGGGCGCGCCGCAGUUUAGUUGCAGCUGUCAUGGUCUUGAUCUGUUUUUGAUGACCUCCAAGCACCACUCUCACUCGCGCCUCACUGCUUUCCUCCCAGGCUGA